AUGUCUCUAAAAAAGGAUAAGACGACCAAAAAACACAAGAAGCCACACCAAAAAAGGGAACUUAGUCCUGUUGGACCAGACCGCCUUAUACUCCAAAUCGACUCUCAUCACGUCCGCAUAAUCGCUCAGCCACCCGUCAUAUCAGACCAUCAUGCCGCCGCCAUCACAGCCAUGACCCCCGGCACUGAUUCUCCUGACACCACCUCGAUUCGGCUCCUCAGUGGGUUCCUCACUGACUUUUUACGGUACUCUCGCGGAGAGGGCUCAAAAUGGCUGGUUGACGUUGCACAUGAUAUCUGUGAUCCCGUCCUUCGCAGGGGCUCAGUAGAAAAACAGAUGGGGCCGCAGCACUGGCUUGCGGUCGCUGACACAGAUCCCCUCACUGCGUCGGUCUAUCGCUACCAUCUUGAUGCAGGAGUGACGGUUGGCCUUGCAAAAAUCAGUCGCCGCGAAGGAAGGUCUCAAAGCAGCACAACUGGAAAUGCGACGACUAUGGCUACUCAUGUCAGGCAGCGUGAUGGAAGGUGCUGGGUGACGGGAGACACCUGUCCAUUGAUCAAUAGCCAUCUUUGCCCCAAGCGCAUGGGGGACUAUACGGCCAGAAUUAUCUUUCAAACAUUCACAGGCAUUGACCCUUUUCCCGAUCUCAUCAUUUUCCAUGAGAUGUUUGGCUUGAGUCUGACAAGGAAUCUAAAUGCUUUAUUUGACGUCUAUCAGUUGGGCUUUCGUUACAUUGCUCUGCAAACUUAUGAGUGCCAUGUGUUUGCUGAUGCAGGUGAUGAAGAAUAUGACCUAUAUGCAACAACAGGAGACAACAUCUUCAACCUGCCCCCCCUUCAUGGGCAGCGUGUACACCCUCCCAACCCCCACCACAUCCAUAAUCCACCAGCAGGACUCUUCCGUUGGCAUUACCUACAGUGUGUCAUCAAGAAGUUUGGACACCAUCAAUACACAAACCUUCAGAAUAUAAAUUUCCAUGAAUUACCUCUUCGAAUGGAAGGGGAUUCUGAUGAUGAUGGCACAGACAGUGAGUUGCAAUGGCCAUCCAUGGCUUUUGAUCUAGGGAGGAAUGUAGAGCAAAGCCUGAAGGAGCAUCAGCAAAACCUGAUUUUCCCACGUAGACAGGCAUAG
Molecule: messenger RNA, 1131 nt
Organism: Laccaria bicolor S238N-H82
Lineage: Eukaryota; Fungi; Basidiomycota; Agaricomycetes; Agaricales; Hydnangiaceae
Exons: 3
Coding region: 1-1131 (376 amino acids)
Source: RefSeq, a predicted model, not a curated record